Messenger RNA from Sarcophilus harrisii (Tasmanian devil), 5366 nucleotides. It is a transcript of the gene RORB, whose product is annotated as RAR related orphan receptor B. The record is from RefSeq and is a predicted model, not a curated record. Gene Ontology annotation, cellular component: nucleus. The transcript is spliced from 10 exons. The coding region runs from base 696 to 2075 and encodes 459 amino acids. Gene Ontology annotation, molecular function: RNA polymerase II cis-regulatory region sequence-specific DNA binding; zinc ion binding; nuclear receptor activity. NCBI's taxonomy places the organism in Eukaryota, Metazoa, Chordata, Mammalia, Dasyuromorphia, Dasyuridae. Gene Ontology annotation, biological process: regulation of transcription by RNA polymerase II.
CUCCUCCUCCUCUCUCUCUUUCUCUUUCUCUCUCUGCCUCUCUCCCUCCCUCCCUGAGCGUCCCUGUAACUGAACAGUGAAAAUUCACAUUGUGGAUCCGCUAACAGGCGCAGAUGUCAUGUGAAAACGCACAUGUUCUGCCAUCCACACAGCCUUCCUUUCUUUCCUGCCCCCCCCCUCCUUUUUUGCUCCUUUCCCCUCUUCUUUGUAACUAACCAAACCACCAUCAACUCCUCCUCCUUCUCCUCCUCCUCCUCCUCCUCAGUCCAAGUGAUUACAAAAGAAAUCUUCUGAACCGGUGGUGGCAUUUUUUUUAAGCAAAUACACUGGAGAGAAAGACAACAAAACAAAACAAACCAGACACCAAUCAGACAACAUAUUUUCACCCUUUCUGAAAACAACAACAAACAAACAACAGCAACAAAACCCCACCUGACCAAACAAUCACCACUAUCACCAUCAUUAUCAUCAUCACCAUUAUCAUCAAAACCAGUUAAGACAGCAGAGGCCUCACUAGCCACACAGCAGCCAACACCAACAACUGGCAACAAUAACAGCCUGGAAGGGAUGGUUUUCUCGGCAGAACAGAUCUUCGGCUGCAGCCUCCACUCGUGCUGAGAGGGGAUUUUUGUGCUUUCCGAGGUGCGGGCUGGUAGCAGCUUAAUGACUGCGCGGAGUGAGCUAUCGGCAACACCAUGCGAGCACAAAUUGAAGUGAUACCAUGCAAAAUUUGUGGCGAUAAGUCCUCUGGAAUCCACUAUGGAGUCAUCACAUGUGAAGGUUGCAAGGGAUUCUUUCGAAGGAGCCAGCAGAACAAUGCAUCUUACUCCUGCCCAAGGCAGAGAAACUGUUUAAUUGACAGAACGAACAGAAACCGGUGCCAACAUUGCCGGCUGCAGAAGUGUCUUGCCCUAGGAAUGUCUCGAGAUGCUGUCAAAUUUGGGAGGAUGUCCAAGAAGCAAAGGGACAGCCUAUAUGCAGAAGUGCAGAAGCACCAGCAACGGCUUCAGGAACAACGGCAACAGCAGAAUGGGGAGGCAGAGGCCCUUGCCAGGGUCUACAGCAGCAGCAUCAGCAAUGGCCUGAACAACCUGAACAACGAAACAGGUGGCACCUAUUCCAAUGGGCAUGUCAUUGACUUGCCAAAGUCUGAGGGUUAUUAUAACGUGGAUUCGGGCCAGCCAUCCCCAGAUCAGUCAGGACUGGAUAUGACUGGAAUCAAACAGAUAAAGCAAGAACCUAUCUAUGACCUCACUUCUGUACCCAACUUGUUUACCUAUAGCUCUUUCAACAAUGGGCAAUUAGCACCAGGGAUAACCAUGACUGAAAUAGAUCGAAUUGCACAGAACAUCAUUAAGUCCCAUUUGGAGACGUGUCAAUACACCAUGGAGGAGCUACACCAGCUAGCCUGGCAGACUCACACAUAUGAAGAAAUUAAGGCGUAUCAGAGCAAGACCAGAGAGGCAUUGUGGCAACAGUGUGCUGUUCAGAUCACUCACGCAAUCCAAUAUGUGGUGGAGUUUGCGAAGAGGAUCACAGGUUUCAUGGAGCUCUGUCAAAACGAUCAGAUUCUACUCCUGAAGUCAGGUUGCUUGGAAGUGGUUUUAGUGAGAAUGUGUCGUGCCUUCAACCCACUAAACAACACUGUUCUGUUUGAAGGAAAGUACGGAGGAAUGCAAAUGUUCAAAGCCUUAGGUUCCGAUGACCUGGUGAAUGAAGCAUUCGACUUCGCAAAGAAUUUGUGUUCCUUGCAGCUGACAGAAGAAGAGAUUGCCUUGUUCUCAUCUGCUGUGCUGAUAUCUCCAGACCGAGCCUGGCUAAUAGAACCUCGGAAGGUUCAGAAGCUUCAGGAGAAAAUUUAUUUCGCACUUCAGCAUGUGAUUCAGAAGAAUCACCUUGAUGAUGAGACUUUGGCAAAGUUAAUAGCCAAGAUACCGACCAUCACCGCAGUUUGCAACUUGCAUGGAGAGAAACUGCAGGUAUUUAAGCAAUCUCAUCCUGAUAUAGUGAACACACUAUUUCCUCCAUUAUAUAAGGAGCUUUUCAACCCUGACUGUACUACAGUCUGCAAAUGAAGGGGAGCACAGAGCUGUCAUGUGGUUCUCAAAUGCGUCACUCUUAAGACAAAAGCAAUGCGCUCAUGAAGACUUAUGAAAAAUGUCACUACUGCAACACUAGGAAUGUCCUGCACUUAAUAGAAUUAUUUUUCACCGCUACAGUUUGAAGAAUGUAAAUAUGCACCUGAGUGGGGCUCUUUUUUUUUUUUGAACUGACCAUAAAUAUACAAAUAUAGGACACUGGGUGUUAUCUUUUUUUAAUUUUAUUGGGGUAUGUUUUGGGAGACAACUGUUCAUAGAAUUUUAUUGUAGAUAAAAAAAAUGAGAACAGAGCGGUACCUUACAUUAUUACUCUUGCUGUUUAUUGUUCAGAUAUAAUUUAAGAAAACUUCACUUAUUAGACUUACCUAUUUCUAUGUUUUUAGAUAGUUAAUUGCAUGUGGAAAUUUGUAGCUGUCUUGGAAAGUGCUGUGCAUGUAUGUAAUAAGUAUAUAAUAUGUGAAUAUAUUAUAUAUGACUAUUACUUAUACAUGCACAUAUACUGUGGCUUAAAAUCCCAUGCCUACUUGCAAAGGAUGUUCAGUCAGGCUUUCUUGUAUUAUUUACCCUCCGUGUAAUGUGUUACCUUUAUGUUGGGUAAUCUGGAUUUUUGCUUUGCCAACCAGAGUUUAGCCAUCCAUAGCUAUUGGUGGGAUGGUAUCAAUGUUCUAAAAUCCAUGUACAAAAAGUAAUGGAUUCAUUAGACAGCCUCUAUACUAACAGCUCUAUUUGUAGCCAUGGUAUAAAAGCCUUGUCUGGAGGGUUCAAAUGGAAAGUACAUAUUUUUUUUCCUGUUCUAAGAAUCAGGCAAUAGAUAAUAUUUUGAGGACCUGUGACUGGAAAAGUUUUUAAUUCAACACAAUAAAUAUUAUUGGGCAUUUCCCACUAUAAAAUGCAACUUUUUUUUCUUCCCCCCCCCCCCAAAUUUCUAGUCACAAAAGGGAUUUCUCCUCAGCAAAUUAUUGCAUCAAAUGAGAAAUAUAGGUUGUGGAUAGCAAUCACCAGCAAACUCAUAUUCAUUUAAAAAAAAAGUGAUGUGAUCAAUGAAAACAUGACGGUGUUAGUGCCAUUUUCUGCAAAUGUUUAGUUCCAGGAAUUAUUCAAAUGAAGUAAAAGUACUAUGAGUAAGUACCAAGCAAACAAUCAACUCUUAAGAGUUCACUAUUUUCACAUAUAAGAACAAGAGAGCUUUCACAUAUUUUUCCUCUAUAGUUCUGGGGACUUCACUCUAUCUCUGCCUCUAUUUCUCUCUCACUCAAUCUUUCCCUGGCUCUGCCUCCAUCUCUUUAAAAAUCUUCAGAUCAUAUAUUGCAAAAGUAGAGUAGUAACUGACUUGCUAUGAAAGAAUCUUUAAAAGACAAUAUUUAGAUUAUCUUUAAAAAAACUAAGCAACAAUAAUAGCAGCACUUGUUCAUUUUUUUAAAGACAUUAAAAGUGCAUUUCAGAAUAUACAAAGUCAAUUUGUGAACUUAAAUAUAUACAUACAUAUAUACAUGCACAUAUAUAUAUAAUAUGUACAUGUAUUUUAUAUAUCUACACAUACAUACAUAAAAACACACACUGUAGAGUCAGUGCAUCUGAAGGCCCCAUAAUAUUGAUUUCAGGAUCAGAGAAGUUGGGCUGGUGGUACAUUAAUCCUCAUUUCUCCCUUUCCUCCUGAUUAGAUUAUUCCACAGAAAGAAACUAAAAUGUCAAGUGAGUCUUCUAUGCCUGUUCAGUAUUACUUUAUCUAAGGGAAGAUCAGGAGAGGCGAAACUUGUACAAAAUAAUGAAAAUUAUGCCAUUCUUUUAUAAAUUAACAGAAGCCACCAUUUCAUUAAAAGAGGGUCUUUUCUCCUGGGAGGGGAGAGGUCCACAAAAGGGGGAAUAAUGCCUGUGUCUUUUAGAUAGGGGCAGUCAGUCAUCAAUGGAAACUUGGAUUUUUAGCUCUUAAACUCUCCUGAGAUUAGCUUUUUCCAGUACACAGAAGAAUUCACAGAUAACCAGAAUCAUGGCAUUUGCCUUUUCUAGAUAGAAUCCGGAGGCUUUUUUCCCCUAAUGAUUGAUGAAUUCCAAACCGAUAGGGGGAAACAAAAAAGGCUUUAAAAUAAUGAAUCUCAUUCUCAACUACUGUUAUAUUCAAUUAAUUUAACUACAUUGAACCAAAUUACCUUGGGUGUCGAAGAAGACAGCUGUAGACGGCUUAUUAUGCUGCUACAGGGACUCAAUUCUUUUUGGCGUAAAUGUCACUCCUGCUAGCGCUUUGUAUAAAGAAUUAAUUCCAAGAGUCAUAUUUCCUUCUAAUGGAAAGAUUACUUUACUGAUUGCUAGGAAAACAGGGUAAUAGAAGGCACUCCAUUAAACCAAGCCGUUUCCAAAUGCAAUAGAUGUUUUAUGAUUGGCUUGUGAUAGGAAAGGCUCUAAGUGUCUGCCUGGUGUUUCCCUUUGAGCUUUGAACUUAUGUCAAACUUUGUUUUCCUAGUUCCGUUAUCCUAGUGGUUUCCAUUGUUGGCCUUUAAUUCUUAUUCAGUUGCAUUGGGAAUCAUGUAUUUCCUUCAUUUUCCCCAAGAGGUUUUUAAUUGACUCAAUUUAUGAAGAGGUAGAGCCUGUGUAUGUUUUUUUCCCCCUCCCCUGGUCCCAUGGGUGAAUUUACAGAAAGACUGCUUCCCCUACUUGCCUCUGGAGAAAAUAGCUUUGAACUAGAGUAGUUUCUACAUUUUCUAGAGCUGGUUUGAAAUUUUAAAGGUGGUGGAUUUUUAUAGUGGUGGGAGAGGGAUUAAAUCUAGCUGACCCAUCAUGUAUCCCACCAGCCAAGAUAAGAGACCAAAGGAAGCAACCUCUGAUGUCCACUUCAGGACCUAGAGAAAAUACUUCAUUUUUUUUUUUUACUGUGGAAUACUGUGAAAAAAUCUAAAUCUGGUCCAGAGAGAAUCAAGACGUGCUGUAAGUAGCACUGAAAUCUGUUAUACCUUUUUGAGCACCUCUUCAAAACACAUCUGUGAAGAAACUAACACCUGAUAUUAACAACUGAUUUUCCCUUAGGUCCUAGCUAAUAGCUACACUACAUUAUGUCCAAGCACUUUGUCCCAUCUCCAUGAGAAUCAACAAUUAUCUAUGAUAUAUUUGUGAUACAAGGAACAUGAGACAACAAAGAAGCCACAAUUUAUACUUUUCAAUUCACUCUUUGUAAAUGACAAUCACUGCUUAAUGCAGAUGUUGCACUGUAUUCCACUCAGGGAUGUUUCAUUUAUUUUUUUAAAAAAUAUCUACAUCAAGUAUGAGGGGAGAAAA